AUGUAUCGCCAAAUUUUAGUUGAUCCUAAGGAAACAAAAUUGCAAAGAAUUGUGUUCCGCAGAAAAUCCAAUGAAGAUUUAAAAGAGUAUGAGUUGAAAACCGUUACUUUCGGUGUUAAUUGUGCACCUUUUUUGGCAAUUAGGACUUUGCUUCAAUUAGCUGAAGACGUAGAAGAUAAAUGGCCCUUAGCAUCCAAAAUUUUACGACACAUGAUGUAUGUGGACGAUGCUUUAGCAGGAGCGCACGAAAUUUCUUUAGCUGUAAAAGCUCGCGAUCAACUUAUCUUAGCUCUGUCAUCUGCUGGGUUUUCUAUGAGGAAAUGGACAUCAAAUAAUGAGCGAAUUCUUCAAUGUAUUUCGAAAGAAGAUCUUUUGAAUGAAAAUUUUUUGGAAAUUAAUGACGAAAGCGUAGCUAAAACAUUGGGUAUACGGUGGAAUGCGAGAACUGACAGAUUUUAUUUUUCCACUUCCGCAUUCUCUUCAAAAGAAAGGUUUACAAAAAGGGAGGUCUUAUCCACUAUUGCUAAGCUUUUUGAUCCAGCUGGAUGGUUAGGACCAAUAGUAGUAAUAGCAAAAAUACUGAUGCAGCAAAUAUGGAGCGAAAAAACUAAAUGGGAUGAUGAUAUUUCAGAGGCUGCCUUAAUAAAAUGGAAACAAUUUCUUUGUGAUUACCCAGCAAUAAAUGAUAUUCAGAUUUAUCGCUGGAUUGGUUUUAAGCCUUCUACAACUCUUGAGGUACAUGGAUUUUGUGAUGCUUCGGAGAAAGCAUAUGGGGCUUGUAUUUAUAUUCGGGUUUAUGAUGAUGAAAGUAUAAUAAAUUCAAAUUUACUAAUAGCUAAAUCUAGGGUUGCCCCACUUAAAACUAUUUCGUUACCCCGUCUUGAGCUUUGUGGAGCUCUUUUGUUAUCAGACCUGUUGCAAACUGUUCGAAAAGAAUUUAAGUUAGAAAAGAAUCAAACAAAGUUUUACACUUGGAGUGACUCGAUGAUUGUUUUAGCAUGGCUGCAAAAACCUCCUAAUUCGUGGACAACAUUUGUGGCUAAUAGAGUUUCUAAAAUUAUUACCAGAACUGGAAAUGAAUGUUGGAGACAUAUAAACUCUAAAGAUAAUCCUGCUGAUCUAAUAAGUCGUGGUAUUCGUCCACAAGACUUAGUUAACAACUCCCUUUGGUGGAAUGGUCCAUCAUGGCUUUGUUCUCCCCAGAAUUUUUGGCUAUCUCCAUCAUCGAGAGAUUUUGGUACAAGUGAGGAGCAAAGAGUACAUAAAGUUUUUUUCUCAUAUUUUGAAUCGUAUUCGGAUCUUUUAGAACAUUUUUCGUCAUACGCAAGAGCUCUUAGAGUAAUGGCUUACGUAUAUAGAGCUAUUGAUAGAAUUUUAAAAGUUAAUAAAGAUUGGAUUACUACUUUAGAGGUAUCAUCUGAGGAACUGAAUUUAGUAAAAGAGAAACUAAUUAUAAUCGCACAAAAAGUUGAGUUUGCCCAUGAAUAUUAUGAACUUUCAUGUAGAAAAUCUUUAACUAAAAGUAAAGUACUAAAUCUAAAUCCUUUUUUGGACGAAAGGGGUUUAAUGAGGGUAGGAGGUCGUUUGGCAAAUGCUCCAAAUUUGCAAUACAAUGAAAAAUUUCCCAUUUUAUUACCAAGCAGCUGUCAUUUUGCUAAAAUUCUUGUGAAAUUUAUUCACGAAAUUACUUUACAUGGUGGUAAUCAGCUAAUGUUAAGAGUAUUAAGGACACAAUUUUUCAUACCUCGGGCUAAAAAUUUGAUAAAGACUGUGAUUGGUCGGUGUAAGACAUGUACAAUUAGGAAAAAGCAGACACAGAGUCAGAUUAUGGCAGCACUUCCUACAGCUCGUACCGUUAUCUCUCGUCCUUUUACCACGACUGGCGUGGACUUUACUGGACCUUUCGAAAUUAAGAAUUAUACUGGCCGAGCCUGUUUAAUAACAAAAGGAUAUGUUUGUGUUUUUAUUUGCUUCGCUACAAAAGCAAUCCAUUUAGAAGCCGUUAGCAGCUUAUCAACUCCAGCGUUCUUGGGAGCAUUUUCUAGAUUUAUUUCCCGUCGUGGUUGUCCUAGGAAUAUGUAUUCAGAUAAUGGGACUAAUUUUGUUGGAGCAUCUAGAGUACUACAAACUGAAUUUCGUUGUUUUCUUCGUGAUGUAGGUGCCGAAGUAAAUGCGAGUUAUGCACACCAAGGUAUUAAAUGGCAUUUCAACCCUGCUAGCGCUCCCCAUAUGGGUGGAUUAUGGGAAUCAGGUGUUAAAAGUUUUAAACACCAUUUUCGAAGGAUUGCAGGAGGUUUAAAAUAUACCUUUGAGGAAUUCUCUACAUUACUAGCUCGAAUUGAAUCUUGUCUUAAUUCGAGACCCUUGUGUCCAUUAUCCGACAGUUUUGAAUGUUUAGAUUGUUUGACCCCAGGCCAUUUUCUUACUGGCGGACCACUACUUGCUCCCCCAGAAGUUGAAGUUUUGGAAUGUCCAACUUCGGUUAUAAAUCGUUGGCAGAGAGUUAAAGCGUUAAAUCAACGAUUAUGUUCUAGAUGGAAGAAUGAGUAUCUGAAAGAUCUCCAAAAACGAAAUAAGUGGAAAUUCGCACUAAAAGAUCUGGAAGUCGGCGAUAUGGUAGUUAUUAAGGAAGAUAACAUGCCGACUAAUGAAUGGCGUUUAGGUCGGGUAGAAAAAUUACAUAGGGGUAAGGAUGGCCACGUUAGAGUUGUAGGGGUAAAAACAGCACGAGGCUCAAUAAUAAGACCAGUUGUGAAGCUCGUAGUUCUUCCAACUUAUUAG
This is a messenger RNA of Calliphora vicina (urban bluebottle blowfly), 2781 nucleotides long. RefSeq lists its product as uncharacterized. The transcript has a single exon. The record is from RefSeq and is a predicted model, not a curated record. Lineage: Eukaryota; Metazoa; Arthropoda; Insecta; Diptera; Calliphoridae. Gene Ontology annotation, molecular function: nucleic acid binding. Bases 1 to 2781 code for a protein of 926 amino acids. Gene Ontology annotation, biological process: DNA integration.